This is a messenger RNA of Babjeviella inositovora NRRL Y-12698, 2226 nucleotides long. Its product is annotated as DEAD/DEAH box helicase. NCBI's taxonomy places the organism in Eukaryota, Fungi, Ascomycota, Pichiomycetes, Serinales. Gene Ontology annotation, cellular component: cytoplasm. Gene Ontology annotation, molecular function: ATP-dependent chromatin remodeler activity; ATP binding. The record is from RefSeq and is a predicted model, not a curated record. The coding region runs from base 1 to 2226 and encodes 741 amino acids. The transcript has a single exon.
AUGACAUUUUCAAACCCCUUGGAAAUGGAUGACCUAAGCCAUAAGCUCGGAUCUGUCUCCUUGGAAACGCCGUUCAAAAAGGAGUAUUCCUCCUUAUCAUCUCACAGAAAACUCACCAAGCCUGUACCUGGCUCUUCCCCUAAAGAAAAGUACGACCCAGCUGCUUUGACACGUUACCCCCAGCUGAUUGAGAACCCAUCCUCCAUAAAACAUUCUAAGGCCAACUGGGGUAGAUUUGCGCGCAGCACCUUUGCCCGCAAUGCUAGAGUUUCCGGGGCCGGAUUCUUAGACAACCCAGAUAAGUUCAGCCGCGAGCAGAGGUUGGCUUCCGAUUUGAUGUUCAACUUGGAGGAAGAAGGGGAUGAGACACAGAAUGGCAAGGUUACGGCCGAAGAUUUAGUUGUCCCAGGGUUGAAGGUAAGUCUCUUGCCCCACCAGGUUCACGGCUUGCGGUUCCUCACCGCCAGGGAAGAGGACAUCUCUUGCAAAGGCGGCUUGCUCUGUGAUGACAUGGGACUUGGAAAAACCAUCCAGAUAUUGGCAUUAAUGCUCAAGAACCCCCUGAUGCCUUCAAGCGAUAAACCCCUGGGUGCCAAGAAGGAUAACAUACUCCGGGAUCGAAGUUGCUCCACGAUAAGGCCUACGCUUGUGGUCUGUCCCCUAGCCCUCGCGAGCCAGUGGCUGCAGGAAAUCACCAAAAAAGCUCCAGGACUCACUUCUGUGGUGUUCCAUGGACGAAGGCGCACGGCAGACCCCAAGGAACUCCUCAAGUAUGACGUGGUGAUCACCACCUACGAUACUGUUCGCUCAGAACGAGAAAAAACCCAUUCCGCGUUGUAUAUCCUCAGCUGGUGGCGCGUGGUGCUUGAUGAAGCUCACACUAUACAGAACAGCGCCUCCAAGACGGCCAAGGCAACGUUUGCGCUCGCGUCGCACCGCCGCUGGUGCUUGACCGGAACGCCUAUCCAGAACAACGUGGAAGGCCUUCAGGCGUUGUUUAUCUUCCUCAAGUAUAGUAAAUUCUCAGACAGUGACUUGUGGAAGACUGAAAUCCAUCUGACCAUAGUCAAAGGGGCGCCUGAGCGGGCCAUCAACCUCCUACGGAAUGAGUUGAGGGUUGUCAUGCUUAGACGGACAAAGGCUGUCCUCCAGAACACAGAGGCGUUCAGUUUGCCUCCCAAGACGGUUCAGCGUGUGUUAGUGCAUUUCUCACCUGCAGAGAGGGCGCAGUACAGGCGAAUUGAGACGAGGAUUGUGGACCGGAUUUUACGGGAUAUUGUGGUGGAUUCUGGUGAUAAGGUGGAUGUUAUCUGCUAUAUGGUGUAUUUGUUGCGAUUACGCCAGAUCGCGUGCCACUGGAAGUUGCUCCAGAAUGUUAAAGCCGGGGAUGUCGCCAUUGAGGAGAAAUUCGAAGAUGUAAUUGGUGAAACCACAGGCGUCAUGAAUGAUGAUACUAGCACGAGUAAGAGCCCCGAGGAAGAAACUGGUUUGUCUCCGGUGCCACAAUCUGACGAUCUCAGUGCCUUAUUUGGAAAAUUGAAGUUUUCCGAAAAGGAGUGUACCGUGUGCUGUGCCGAAAUCCCUGCCACGAUGAACACCGAAGGAUUAUGCGCUGAGUGCUUUGCCAGCUCGAAUCCUCCGAAGGAACAAGACAGUGCCAAGACAAAACGUCUCCUCGAGAUCCUUCUGGUGCAUCCCAAGCGAAAGACUAUUGUUUUCUCCCAGUUCACCUCCAUGUUGGACUUGCUCGAGCCAGUGUUGGCACGAAAAAAGUUCAAGUUCGUGCGGUACGACGGGGCAAUGCUGCGUGCUAAACGAGAUGAGGCUUUGGAAAUACUCCGAAACGAUCCAAGUACCACAAUUUUGCUCUGCUCGUUGAAGUGCGGGGCGUUGGGCUUGAACCUCACCUGUGCUUCCCGCGUAGUGCUCUUUGACCCGUGGUGGAAUCCCCAGGUCCUGGAGCAGGCAAUUGAUCGUGUAUACCGCUUGGGCCAAACUAGCCCCGUAGAUGUCUACGAGUUGGUGGUGGUGGAUUCUGUGGAAGAGCGGAUUAUCAAAUUGCAAGACAUCAAACGUGCGCUUGCUAAAGCAGUCACUGAUGGGGACAAGCUGAGCCAGCUCCAGUUGCUCGGUAGUAAGCUCAGUACCGACCAGUUGUUGGGCUUGUUUGGGGUGAGACAGGGUACCCCAAUCAAGAGGGCAUCACGUGGUUUGCGUUUAAGAUAA